Messenger RNA from Trematomus bernacchii (emerald rockcod), 1623 nucleotides. RefSeq names its product C-type mannose receptor 2-like. The record is from RefSeq and is a predicted model, not a curated record. The transcript is spliced from 10 exons. Bases 49 to 1623 code for a protein of 524 amino acids. NCBI's taxonomy places the organism in Eukaryota, Metazoa, Chordata, Actinopteri, Perciformes, Nototheniidae.
CACAUCUACAGUCUCUUUCCAAAAGAGAGGAACAGGGAAGAGACAAGGAUGGAAAAAGUUCUUCUGAUCAUCAUCGCUCUUUCAGGGCUGAGCGCUGUCUCCUCACAUGCUGAACGUCAGUACCAUUUUGUUUCUGAAGCAAAGACCAUGUCUGAAGCACAGAGAUACUGCAGAGAGAAACACACAGACCUGGCCACUGUAGACAGCAUGGAGGUUGUGGAGCUCCUGAACAACAUGGCAGGCCAAUACAACCAAUCAGCCUGGAUAGGGCUGCACGAUGACCGGGACACCUGGAGGUGGUCGAUGUCAGACCCAAGCUUCUACGGACCGGGGGAGACGGAGUUCAGACCAUGGGGGACUGGACAACCAAGCAACUGUCAGGCUGUAUGUUGUGGUGCCUCUACUCAGCUUCUCUGGGGUCCAUUUUCAGGGCCGAAUGCAACAUUUGUCCUCAUCAACAGCGCAAUGACAUGGCCUGAGGCCCAGAGCUACUGCAGAGAACACCACACAGACCUGGCCAGUGUGAGAAACCUGACAGAGAACCAGCAGAUUGUUGAGCUGGUAUCUGGAGGGAAUCAUCGUUAUUGGAUCGGCCUCUACAGAGACUCCUGGAAGUGGUCCGAUGGAAGCAACUCCUCCUUCAAGUACUGGAAAGUAAAUCAACCUAACUACGUAGGUCUCAAAGCUUGUGUGGCUGCAGCUUUCGACAACUCUGGAGAAUGGGAGGACUUGGACUGUGGAGUGAAGAAACCAUUCAUUUGCUACGGACCUGUGCCUGUUGUGCCUGUUUCAAUGAAAGUGAUAAAGGUGAGCGUGGAGAACCCAAACGGUGUGGAUCUGAACGACCCCGCUUUUCUGUAUGCGAUGUUGGUGGAGGCGAAAAAGAAGCUAAGGGCCCAGGGAUUGGACGACAACGUCCAACUGGUCUGGAGGAAGCAGCCGGAUGGACAAGUCUUCCACAAGGAGGAGGAGGAGAAGAAGAGGGAUGAAUCACCAACUCCCAAGUCAGCCUGGAAAGGGCUGUAUGAGGACGUGGUCACCUGGAGGUGGUCACUGUCAGACCCAAGCUUCUACAAACCGGGGGAGAUGGAGUUCAGACAUGGGGGACCGAAUGUGAUAUUUCUCUCCACUGAUGGUGUAAUGACAUGGACUGAGGCCCAGAGCUACUGCAGAGAACACCACACAGACCUGGCCAGUGUGAGAAACCCGGCGGAGGAGCAGCAGAUUGUUGAGCUGUUACCUGGAGGAAUAUAUUGGAUUGGCCUUUACAGAGACUCCUGGAAGUGGUCCGAUGGAAGUUUCUCCUCCUUCAAGUACUGGGCAGUAAAUGAACCUAAACACAGAGCUUUUAAGGUUUGUGUGGCUGCAGCUUUCCAUGACUCUGGAAAAUGGGAGGGCUUGUACUGUGGGUUGAAGAAACCAUUCAUUUGUUAUGGACAAACCUACAAACCUGACGCUCUGUCCCGGCGGUUUGCAGUGGAUCAUGACUCCACAGUUCCUGACACCAUAAUUCCCGCUACCAGGGUGGUGGGUGCUGUGACGUGGGAGAUUGAGAGCUCAGUGAGGAACGAACAGAAAGACCAGCCAGAUCCAGGUAACAGUCCGGAUAACCGUCGUACCUGA